AUGGGUCCUUGCACAGCAGCAAUGACGUCAAUUUCACCCGCUUCAGCCGCAUUAACAGCGUCGAUGACGUCGAAUGCAUCUUCAGCAACCACUAGAUCAUGCAUGUUCGUCCGUAGCCGGUCAGAAACAGUGCACCGGAGAGCAUUAUUGUCACCAUUACCAUCAUUCUCUGCAAAGUUGCCUGUAACAGCGUAUGUUCCACGGAUAGUCAUCGCUUCCGCUGGAGUUUCAAGGUCUCGGGCUACUCGGCUAAAUGCAGGCCGCUCAGUACACUACGAAACAGCCAACACUUACGUUUUUAUAGCGCCAGGCGAAGAGGAAGUGUUCCUAUCCCGCGAGAAAGUGCUACAGUGCCUUCUGAACGAGCUGCAAAGCUGGGAAAAGGACGGGAAACGCUUGUCGGACGACUUGGCAGUUUUUGAGACUCUGGCGGAAGCAGCAGAGUUUUUGCUCGACUCGGCUUGUGAAUUGGAGUUGGGUGGUGGGAAAGGUGCUUUGCAGUGGUUCGAAUCCACUAGCAGCAGGCUUACGCUAGCUUUCAUACUGGUAAGGUGUGCCUUUUACGUGGAUGACGUUAUUUUCACUCCUGGACUCCCCCUUGGCAUGCCUAGAAGUCGCUAUAAUUACAGCAGCAUUGAAGCAGACUUAUUCAUUUAUGAAAUAACAUCCUCCCGUGGGAGCAUCGUGAUGGCUCUUCGCGAUAACAGGAGAGGUGGUGACAGGGACGCGAUUGCGUCGCUGCUGAGUCGUCUCUCAUGCGACGCCCGCGAAUUCUCCUUCGGUGCGACGGGCGACAGCGACAGCGAUGACGAUGCUGGCGACAUUGUCGCCUCCACCCGCGAGAUUCGCGCGACCGCCGUUCCCAGAAUCGCUAUUUCGCCAGCAGCUGCGCGAUCGUAUGCUAAAACCGAAGCGAGAGCUAACGUGUACAGAGCAAGCACAACUCCUAGCUGUGGCUCUAGCGAUCCUCCCGUAGUUCUCUCCCCUCUCGAAUUCUACCGCGACUAUGUAGCGGCUAACCGGCCGUGCGUGAUUACCGGCGCCGUCAAUCAUUGGCCGGCAUUAUCCCUCUGGCAGACCGACCAAUACUUAGUCGACGCGCUAGGGGAGAAAAAAAUCACUGUGGAUUUCACUCCGGACGGUCACGGCGACGCGAUUGUUUGGCGCGACGGCGUCGGACGGUCAGAAGCAGGAUCGGCAGAACGGGGAGACGAGAAUCUGGGUUCAGGGCGUAACAGGAGGCAAGACGAGGGAGCUAGUACCGGAUAUGGCUGUAGGAGCGGUGACGAUAGCGAGGCACGGGGUGUGGGUGUAGUGGUGCUUGUGGCAGCACGUGCAGUGGUGGUGGUGACGGCAGCAGUUGUGACAGCAUUCCUCGGGCUUGCCGCUGUGACUCGCCCUCAUCAGAACGGCAGCUUCAGGACAGAAUUCGCCGCCCUGGCUGCAGAUGCAGAUGAGCAUAUCGGAUUCGCCACAGCUGCACUGGGCGGCAACCUGCCCGAAGCUGUAAAUUUAUGGAUCGGGGACGAGCGGGCAGUGACAAGCUGGCACAAGGACCACUACGAAAACUUCUACGUGGUUGUCACGGGCAGGAAAACUUUUCGGCUGCUGCCCCCGCUCGACGUGUUCCGGAUGAGAGUGCGGGAAUACCCUGCUGCGAAAUACUGGCGAGCAGAGGACGAGCAGGGUGCGUUCCGCAUUGUCCCCUCUGAUCCCCCAUGCAUGGUGCCAUGGGCCUCUGUGGAUGCCGCACUGAACCCCUUCAUACCGUGCCCACACGCCCUGAUUGCUGCUUCUGCUGGAAGAGGCUUGGGGGAUGACCCCAAGGGGCCCCCUCCGCUGGUUUGCACCAUUGGUCCUGGAGAGAUGCUGUACCUGCCAAGCAUGUGGUAUCACCAUGUCUCGCAGAGCCGUGGGGAAACCGGUCGAACAAUAGCUCUCAAUUACUGGUAUGACAUGCAAUUUGAUGUGAAGUAUGCAUACUUCAACCUCGUCCAGUCACUCACUCGUGCGUACAGAUUGUAA
This is a messenger RNA of Closterium sp. Yama58-4, 2025 nucleotides long. Lineage: Eukaryota; Viridiplantae; Streptophyta; Zygnematophyceae; Desmidiales; Closteriaceae. The record is from the annotation of a GenBank genome assembly.